Heterobilharzia americana is the source of this 1449-nucleotide messenger RNA. NCBI's taxonomy places the organism in Eukaryota, Metazoa, Platyhelminthes, Trematoda, Strigeidida, Schistosomatidae. The record is from the annotation of a GenBank genome assembly.
AUGAAUUGCACAAAUUCCCUACUGGAUGAAGCCUAUGCAAGUUACAGUGGAUUGGACCUAACAUUGAAAGAUCAAUCUGUUCUGGAAUCACAUGUACAGGCAUCGUCAACACCAAGACGAGUCAAUUAUACUCUAUGGAAAACAACGCUGUGUGAACGAAAUGACGACUACUGUCCAGACCAAUUCAACACAUUUGAACACAACUCAAUUACUAAUUGUGACCAGUUGAAACGCAUUCAAAAUAACAACCAACUUCAUGAGAUAAAUAAACAACUUGACUUACCAUCUGCAUAUUAUGAUACUUCACAUUGUUGCAACACUAAAAUUUCACCGACUUCCUAUUAUCAGUCGGUUGAAUCAAAGAAUUCGGAAUACACAAGUGAGAUUGAGAAUCACAAUACACAAGUCCCACUUGACUUACGUCUGAAAUCACUUCCCAAUAUCUGCAAUGUGAACAACAUUAACAACAAAAACAAUGAUUGUAUUAGUGUAAAAGUGUCUAAAGAAGGUGUAGUGACACAACGUGGCAUAUUCAUACAUCCACUCUCAUCUGAUCAUCAAAUGAUACACAGACGAAACAAUCUGAAUACAACUAGUCAACCAAUUGAAAGUGAGAACUCAUUCAAUAUCCAAUCCUUACUAAGAAAUAAUGUGGAAGUCAUAAAUGACUGUACAACAAAUUCAAACCUGUAUACAGCGAAUUCGAAUACUGCAAGGAGAAACUGUAGCAAUACGCAAGCAGUCUGUCAGACAACAGACUCAAACUUCUCAUUCCCUCAAAUCCUGGUUAACUACUUACACAUGAUGAAUCCAUUAGCACUCGAUUCCCAUCCAUUGAAGUCAAGUGAGUCUCAUGUUUUAAAUGAGUUCCUUUUACCAAGACUGGAGGAGAGUACAGAACAUUUACUGCCGCCACCACCAUCAUCAUCAUCAUCGUCAUUGCUGUUGGCAUUCAGCUCGUCGGUUGCAAGAAUACCUCAGCUUAAUAACCAAACGAGCAAGCUGAAGCUCACGAGACCAGCAAAUGAAACAAUAAAUAAUUCGACAAAUCUAGAAACAUCAGAGUAUAGAAGUACAAACAUGGAUCCCACUGAGCACAAUUCGAAGGGAACAGAGUCUAACCACCAACCAGUGAUGCAUCAUCAUAAUCUGGAUUGCUCAUCGAUAUCGAGUGAAGAGGUUGUGAAGACUAGACCAGAGUGGGAUAGAAGUGUUGAUUUGGGCAAAACACCGAUCAUAUUUUAUUAUCCUGAACCAUCUGAUAGCAAGAAGAGAAUAAAGGUAGAUUCAGAUGAUGAUGAUGAUGAUGAUGAUGAUGAUGAUGAUGAUGAUGAUGAUGAUGAUGAUGAUGAUGAUGAUGAUGAUGAUGAUGAUGAUGAUGAUGAUGAUGAUGAUGAUGAUGAUGAUGAUGAUGAUGAUGAUGAUGAUGAUGAUGAUGAUAUCGAUUGA